Molecule: messenger RNA, 1448 nt
Organism: Paramacrobiotus metropolitanus
Lineage: Eukaryota; Metazoa; Tardigrada; Eutardigrada; Parachela; Macrobiotidae
Product: glucan endo-1,3-beta-glucosidase A1-like
Exons: 3
Coding region: 191-1396 (401 amino acids)
Biological process (GO): carbohydrate metabolic process
Molecular function (GO): hydrolase activity, hydrolyzing O-glycosyl compounds
Source: RefSeq, a predicted model, not a curated record
CGAAAAAUUAAUAUUUGUUUAUUUUUUAACUUAGAAAAUAAUCAAUAAAUCCAUUCGAGCGAUUUCAGAAACUAUUCCAGCUUCCAGGUGUUCUGCGCACCAGCAACUGUGAAUUCUCAUAUGCACAACGAUUGCUGAAUGCAUUUGAACACAUUUUCAUACCGUCCAAUUUGCACGUCCAAUAACCAACAUGUUCCCUGUAUUCUCGGAUGGAAUUAUUGCUCGUUUUGGGUUAUUUUUUCUCGUCCUUCUGUUCAUCAACUCGGUGGCAUCUUCUGGAAAAAUUAGUUCGGCAAAGACUCUGCCCGAUGUUUACCCUGACAAGUCCACAGUUGACGCUUUUAAUCCUUAUAAACGGAUUUUAAAACAUGAUAAUACACGAUUGCGAGAGCAGAAUCAAAACUAUAUAAUUCACAAACAAAACGACCGUGAUGGGAUAGCGGCACUGCCGAAUUGCCCUCGCUUUGCUCGAGAAAUGGAUGUCGUUUUCCGGGAUGAUUUUACUGGCGAUGCCUUAGAUAAAUCUAAAUGGCAAGCGAAGAGUAGAAUCCUUACCAGCAGCGGUCUGCAGUUACACCAUUUACCGGACAACAAUGUCAUUGUUAGCAAAGGCAGUCUGCGACUGAUUGGUAAGGUGCAGGAAACGCAGGAUGGACCAGUACAGUACACUAGCGGAUCCGUGUAUUCGGCCGGAGGUUUCACCUUUAAGUAUGGUGAAGUUGAAUGGAGAGCUAAAACUCCAAAAGGCAACGGUAUUUCAUAUCAGUUGUGGCUAACAAAUUUCGCCAACUGCACACGGCCGGGCAGCGGCAGCACGGGAUGUGAAGAUGUUUAUUCGCCCGCCAUAGCUGUUGCACAAGGACAAGGAGAACUACCUAACGGCUUUUACACUUCCCUGUACCCAAAAGGUGCCCAAGAACUGCACAAAUGGCACUGGAGUGACGCAAGUUUUUCGCUGGACUACCAUAUUUACAGUUUGUUGUGGGAUGAAACAGCAUUGGUAUGGAUGAUGGACGGCGAGGCCAUCUUCUGGACAACCAACCAAAAUGUGAUUCCAGACACCGCAAUGCAGAUCGCAAUGGAUGUGUCUUUUGGAAACACGUUUACCGGCGCCCCAAACAGUAGCUUUCCGGCCGAAAUGGCUGUCGAUUACGUCAUAGUAAAGCAAAGAAAAAGAGACAUUCAUGCUACGGCAUGGAGACCUACAAGCGCUGUAAGCACGCUUCCAUCAGUGCCGAAAUCGACCUCGCUGGGGACAGCACAUGUGACCACAAGUACCACAAGCGGUAACACCGCAAGCCGUAACCUAUCACCAGCAGCUGUCGUAACGAUAGCGUUGCCAACAUUCUCGGUGUGUGUCUUUGUCAUCCUUGUCAGUACAAGCAAGUUUUCUUGAAUUCAGAGCAGCCACUGUGUGGAGGCUCAUAUGUAAAAACAAAUGCGGUGUG